Harpia harpyja (harpy eagle) is the source of this 2860-nucleotide messenger RNA. RefSeq lists its product as uncharacterized. The record is from RefSeq and is a predicted model, not a curated record. NCBI's taxonomy places the organism in Eukaryota, Metazoa, Chordata, Aves, Accipitriformes, Accipitridae. Bases 1 to 990 code for a protein of 329 amino acids. The transcript is spliced from 3 exons.
AUGGCGGGCCCCUGUGAGGCGAGGAGCGGCCCCGACCGGCUCGGUUUGGCCGUGCGGCCCCGGCUUGGUCUGGCCGGUAUUACGCUAUAUGGAUGCGCUGUGAACUGUUUCAGCCAUUUGGCUUCACAAGCUCAAGGAUUUUGCCAGUUUCCAGUGGCUACAGAUGCAACCUGCUACCCCACAGGCUGUGUAGGAGUCUCAGCGGGACCUUCGAGACAUCCACUCUGCCUCCAAACGCUCUACCCUACAUGUGCAGAAGGCCCUGGAGCAGAGGCCAGGCUGAAGUAUAAAGGGACUGCUCUGCAACAGAAAGUGUGGAAAGGGAGAGGAAACAGAGAUGUGACUAUCUACAGCUGUCCGGUGCUUCCUGCCCCCAAAUCGCACCUGGAAUAUCAUGAAAUAAUCGAAGCUGAACUGAAAAGCUGGAAAGCCUUGGGUAGAGGGAGAAGACAGCUCUACGUGACUGUGCAGGGAACGGGGCGGGGGGUGCAGGAAGAGAAGCAGCAGAAAGCAAGCAGGCAUCCAGGGGAAGCACUCUGUGUAGCACAGGCAACACUUCGGACCCUAAAUCACUCCUGCCUGGCCUUUAUCUCCCCAUGUGCCUGCACGUUUAUGAAUACUGGCUGUUGGCAGCGCUGUAACCUGACACAAAAAUAUUGCAGCUUGGCACGUCUUUUUCCAGUGGGUAUGAGAGGAAGGAAACUCUGCCUGAUCACAUACAAGAUACAGCCAGAAAUGUUAGCUGCUAAGGGAACAAAUGACUCCUUGCACAAAAAUGCACGGAUCCAGUCAUCAAAGCAUGCUUUAACUGAGGAGUGCUGUCCCGGAGGAUGGAGGAUGGCUGCACAGCAGUCAGGUUGCGCAGCAACCCCCGCACUCAGUGUGCCCUGCCAAGGUCGCAGUCCAGCGGGAGGAGGUCGGGCACUGCCAAAAAGCUGGGGCAUGUUACAGGAGUUGCAUUUGUUGCUGUGGGAACGAAGCUGGCUCUGACUGUGAUUGUGGGCACAAGUGUAGGCUUUUCCAAGAUGGAUUUGGGUGGGGGAUUCCUCUAUGACAUGAGAAGUUUACUCAUCUGAUAGAUAACCUGCUGAUGAUGAUGUCCUGUAAAGAGGAGGGCCCUGGGCGCUGCUUGUGUUGUAGAGAUUUGGAGGUGCACAUCAUGCCUGAGGGUGUGAGGGCACUGUAGCCCCAUGCUGCAGGGUUUUGUGAGGCUGGGCCUCGCAGAUUUGGGCCACCACCUCGGGGAUGAUGCUUUCCCAGGCAACUUGAGGGAGCACAUUGCGGAGCACUGCUAGCGCCAGGUAUUGCCAGUGAUUGCCUCCUUUCUGCCACAAAGGUCUGGCACUGUCACCCCCGUGCCACGCCGACACCUCCCAACACCGAGAGAACUGGGAUAAAUCAACACAGAAUAUGGACUUGAAAGUGCCAUGGGGAAUGCUGUAACAGGACCACAGUGGUAUGGCCAAAAAGCAUGGGAAGCUGGGACCAGAAUUCAUAACAAAAGUGGCAUAGUUCUUCAGGGAUGAAGCGCCCAAUGUGGAAGACACAGGACGGCAUUUGGGAGAGGGACUAACCACCCGCAGCACCCGUUGCCUCCAGCUGGGACUGCAAGCGUUUAAAACUUUUGGAAAUCAGAUUCCAGCAUGGGGACACUCCUGACGGCUUCUGUGGGGCCAGGGUUUCACCUGAAGGAUCAGAGCUGGAGCACUGAGAAAAUAAAUAAUAAACAAUAGUGACCAAAACCAUAAAGAUGAGUUUAAAUUAUUUGCCAGCUUCACAGAGGAUAUCCGGACAACAGCUAGGAACAACGCCAUUACCUUCAACAUCUUGAGUACAAAUCCAGCCUCUCCCUGUUUGCCAGUUGUGGGAUCUGCUUCAGAAAGUGUUUCAGUGCAUGAGGAAUGCUACCUCAUGGGUUUGCUGGGAUUUCUUUCCCUUGACCCUGCAUCUACCAGUACGCUACCAGAAGGGAUGACAUAAAGUUACUGACUGGGUCUAUUAAAAUUCAGUGUCAGACUAGUUUUUAACUAACUGCCACUGAUUGAUUCUGGAACUGCUGGUCCUGUGUUCAAUAAAAGUUAAGAUUUCCAGUGUAUCUUGAGCAUAAUGUAAGCCUGUGGCAUCCUUUUCAAAUACAUUUCUCAAGAUAAAAAGAGCAGACAUUGUCACAUGAAUAGAUUUAAUUUAAAAUGUUUAGAAUAAGUUUUUAGAGACAAUUUCUCCUUUAAUUCACCUCACUGAAGACUGAAAGUUGAAUGAUGCUGGUGAAAAAAUUUGAACUGAACUAAUCUUGACUAUAGCUAUUUCCAUUUUUCUUGAAGGCUGUAUUUUAAGUAUUGUAUGAAUGGCUUAUAUUCCCACUGCCUAAAUGGAUUUCUGAUUUUCCAAAGAAAAAAUAAACUAAUUAUUUAUAAAUACCAUCAAAAUUAGCUCUCCAAACAAUGACUGUAAUUGCUGGCUGAAAGAAAUUCCACAGAAAAUCUCUCUGAUUUUCUUUUUUUUUUUUUUUAAAGGAAGACCUAAUGCAAACAUGACCUAGAAAACUGCUUGGGAAACAACAAAAAAAAAAGGAUAAAAGGAUGAAACAGCUUGUCACAUAAUCAAACUGAUUAUGCAUUGUGUUUUUGAAGCAGAAGCUCUAAAAGGAGACAUGAUAAUAGGCAUGCGUUCCAGUGGGCGUACACAUACACACAUGAGAACUCAGAAAUGUAAUCUUGAACAGUUAAAAUCAUAUUUUACACUUCAAUUCUGUAUUAGCAGCAGUUCUAGCAGUUCUUGUAUGACUUGGAUAGGAUAUUGUUCCACACUGUAGAAGAACCUCUUACAAAGACAAAAAGUAAAUUCUGUAAUAUUUUCCUGA